Messenger RNA from Diversispora eburnea, 1170 nucleotides. NCBI's taxonomy places the organism in Eukaryota, Fungi, Glomeromycota, Glomeromycetes, Diversisporales, Diversisporaceae. The record is from the annotation of a GenBank genome assembly.
AUGUCUCAAACUUCACAAGAAUUCCAAGAAAGUGGCGGGGAUGAGACUGGAGAAACAAUAUCACUUGAAGUUACCUCCACCUCUUCACAUAGUAAAAAAUCACCAGCAUCAGCACAGAAUGAAGAAAACGAUAACCCAACUGAUGAUGAAACACCUUUAUUAUCGAAUGUUGAUUUCAAUAGUCGUAUUAUUACAGUAGAAGACGAAUAUUUAAGUAGUACUAAAUAUCCUGAAGAUCCGCUAAAACCGAAAGAAAGGGGAACAAUAUUCUCUAGCUUUUUAAAUAUGGCUAAUAGUAUUAUUGGGGCUGGUCUUCCGUAUGCAUUUAAAGAAGCAGGGGUAUUUAUGGGAAUUUUAUUAUUAAUUGGACUUACAAUAACAGUUGACUGGACAAUUCGACUUUUAGUUUAUAAUUCGAAAUUAUCAGGAAGAAAUUCAUAUCAAGAAAUAAUGAAUUAUUGUUUUGGAAAGUCAGGAUAUAUUACUAUAUCAUUAUUUCAAUUUGUAUUUGCUUUUGGAGGGAUGUGUGCAUUUUGUGUCAUUAUAGGAGACACAAUUCCUCAAGUCAUAUCAUCAUUAUUUCCUACAUUAUAUCGUGAUAUUUCAAAUUUGGCUAAAGCAAGUGGAUUAGCUUUAAUAUCAAUGAUUAUCAUUGUUGUAGGUGUUGCAAUUGAAGGACCUAAAGUUGACUCCUCUUUAAAAGGUAAUAAAGAAUCCUGGCAAUUCGUAAGGCCAGAAGUAUUUCAACGGUUUGCUGUGGUUACGCAUUGGUCAACUGGAAUAUCUAUGGUAGCAUGUAUGGUAAUGGGUUUAACUGGAUAUUUGACAUUUACUGAUAAAACUCAAGAUAAUAAUGUUAUAAAUAUUGCAAGAUUCUGUUUUGGGUUUAAUAUGUUUACGACUUUACCACAUGUUUUUAUUACUACAUUAUUGGUUGGAAGUGCAAUGGGAAUUUCACUUAUAACUAGUGAUUUAGGUGUAGUACUUGAACUUACCGGUGGAUUUUCAGCUACAGCAUUGGCUUAUAUUUUACCACCGUUGUGUUUCUUAAAAUUAACUUCAGGGAAAUGGUAUGAAUUUAAAAAAAUACCUGCAAUAUUAUGUGUGUCAUUUGGAUUUUGUGUAAUGGUAUUAAGUACUAUUCUAAGUAUAAGAAGUCUUAUCACAUAA